This is a messenger RNA of Aureobasidium uvarum, 1062 nucleotides long. Lineage: Eukaryota; Fungi; Ascomycota; Dothideomycetes; Dothideales; Saccotheciaceae. The record is from the annotation of a GenBank genome assembly.
AUGCCACCCGCAAGCGAAAGUGGAUUCUUCCACACUGAGAAACCCCUCCACGUGCUCAACAUCGCCGACGUACAAGACAUUCGCAAUGGCAGUGCCGCCCUCAGCUUCACUGAACAUUUUGAGUACAAAGGAGUGCUCUUUGUCAAAGUCGCCGCCAAGGUUUCCAGCGCCGGCAAACGUCAAAAGGUCGAAUUUCCAGCGGUUGUUCUUGGUCAGAGCCAGAAACGAGCUGGCCAGAUGGUCUUGCUCAAACGUCCUUCCGCCACAUUCCAGACAGUCGUUGGUGAAGACAUGAAGCAGGAAGGUGGGAUUGGAAUUGGAUUUGUUCACUGGUGCUCCGGCCUGCAGCUAAAGUGGGUUGCCCACGUUACACCUUCCACCCAGGUUGAGACCGGGCUUUUUGCAGAGAAGAGGAUUCAGGACGCAAGAGUUGCCUUAGUAAAGGAACUCUACGGUCUUAUCGACAAAGAUGACGACUGGUCAGACCUUCCCUGGAACAAGGUCAAGACCAAGAUCGAUGGUAUACAGCGCCUACUCAGCGCCAAAUCCUCGCCUAAGAAACGUCAGCGCAAAAGAAACGCCGCUGGCGGCAAGCCGAAAAAGAACAAUAUUGAGCACUCCAAAAAGCCCGACAGCGCUUCAGAGUUUUCCGAGGCCGAAGACUGGAGCGAUGCCAGAGUGAAGAACUGCGGAUUCGACAUCGAAGAGAGCAAGAAUCUGGAUGAUGAUGAGAAGAAUCAGGUCAAGACCUUAAUGAAGGCCUACCGAGAGAGCGAGUCCGACGGCGGCAAAAAGCCUCACCAUGAGCUGGCUAAGCUUUUGGACAGAGCUUUCGUCGCUCGCUUCGAUAUUCGUAUCCUGCGCGAUUUUGAGAAGGCUGCUUUGGCAAACGACGACAUCUCGAGCCUGCCUUCGUUUUCCAGAUUCGCAGACUGGUGGAAGACCAGAGAUACAGAGCCACGCGAUCGUACCCGCAGUCGUUCUGCCAGCGCCGAACAGGAAAUCCCUGUCACCAACAUACUCUGGCACAGAUACAAGAGAUUGCUGGGUAUCACCUUCCAG